UUCCCCCUCCCCCCCGAUGGAGAAGAUGAGCUGGCUGAGCAAACUGAACCCCCGAGUGGCGGGGCACCGGGCCAGCCGUGGGGCCAGCCUGCAGAGCCCCGUGACUGCAGACCCCGAAACCUGCCUCAUUGUCUUCAAGAACCACUGGGCCCAGGUGCUGAGGAUCCUGGAGCAGCGAGGGACACGAAUGGCCCAGGGUGCCGCGGAUGACCUCAGCGCCGUGCGGAACAACACCUACCAGAUGCUGACCCUGCUUGCGGAGGAGCGCCCUCGGGGCGGGGCAGCCACCGGCCCCAUCCUGGAGCUCGUGGUCUCGGAGGGGGUGCUGGAGCGCCUGCUGGGCUGGCACCUGCAGUGGGAGGUGCCCGAGGAGCGCAAAGUGGAGCUGCUCAAGCUCUUUGAGAUGCUCAUCAGCCAGUCGCACCAGCCCCUCCUGCAGCACCAGCCCGUCCGCAGCCCCCUCCUGCGCCUGCUGAGCCGCUGCACGGGGCCCGCCUCCCCCCUGCUGGAGAGCAGCCUGGUGCUCCUGCUGAACCAGCUCUGCGUCUCCGUGGCCCGGGAGCCCCCCCUGCUGGAGCUCUUCUUCCACCGCCCCUCCGAGCAGGGCCCCCCCAACCUCCUGCUCUUCUCCCUCCUCGUCCCCUUCAUCCACCACGAAGGGGUGGUCGGCCAGCAGGCCCGUGACGCCCUCCUCCUCCUCAUGGCCAUCUCCGCCGGCAGCCGCACCGUGGCCCAGUACAUCACCGACAACUCCUACUUCUGCCCGGUCCUGGCCACGGGUCUGAGCGCCCUCUACUCCUCUCUGCCCCGCAAGCUGGAGGUCCGGGGAGACGACUGGCACUUCCUGCGGCGCGAGGACUGGAUUGGGGUCCCUUCCCUGGUGCUCUUCAUGAACUCCUUGGAAUUCUGCAAUGCUGUCAUCCAGGUGGCCCAUCCCCUGGUACAGAAGCAGCUGGUGGACUACAUCCACAAUGGGUUUCUGGUGCCCGUCAUGGGCCCCGCAUUGCACAAGACCUCCAUCGAAGAGAUGAUUGCCAGCACCGCCUACCUGGACCUCUUCCUGCGCAGCAUCACCGAGACCACCUUGCUGAAGGCCUUCCUGCGCUUCCUGCUGCUCCACCGCCACGACAGCAGCACCAUCCUCGACACGCUGGUGGGACGCAUCGCCAGCAACUCCCGGCUCUGCAUGGUGUCUCUCAGCCUCUUCCGGACUCUGCUGAGCCUCCACUGUGAGGACGUCCUGCUGCAGGUGGUGCUCAGGUACCUGAUCCCCUGCAGCCACGUCAUGCUGAGCCAGAAGCGGGCGGUGAAGGAGCUGGACAUCUACGGCAAAGCAGCCAGCAAGUUCCUCUCACUGAUCCCCCGCUGCUGCCGCCCGGAGAACCUGCCCCCGCCGGACCACGAGGAGGAGCACGCCACCUGGGCCAAGGGCCACGGCAGCCCCAGUGUGGACUCCUCGUCGGUGGUGACUGUCCCCAAGCCCUCCACGCCCUCCCGGAUCUCCUUCUUCAUGCGGCAGGCCAGCUUCAGCUCGGAGGCCUCCGCAGGCCCCACCCCCCGCUCCCCAGGGACCCCCACUGGGGGGAGCCCCUGCCAUCGCCCUGGCCGCUGGGAGGAGGUCGCCGAGCUGGACGGGAACUACUUGGAGUACCUGCGGGACGCUCGCCUCCACAUCGAGCGCUGCGUCUGGGCCUGCCGCGGGUGGUCUGCCCCUUACGACGGGGAGGUGCCCAGCGCCAGCAGCCUGGCCCCGCCCCCAGACGCCUCCCUGCCCAUCAACAGCGACCACUUUGGCUACACCUCCUUCCACCCGGGGGGGCACCCCGGGCACGCACCCCCCUCCCCCCGGACUAAAAAGCGGGGCCUGCCCCACGAGGCAGCCGGCACAGAGGGGGCCCGGCCCAGCCCCCCCGCCUCCCCCAGCCCCAAGGAUUCCGGCGGCCUGCUCAACGGGGCCCACGCCGACCCGGGCGUCAAGAAGGUCCGGAGGUGCCCCCAGGGGGGCGGCGUGGUGGAGAACGGCUCCGGCCCUCAGCCCCAGCCCGCCUGGGAACAGCCGCCCUGCCUGGACUCCCUCCUGGAUGACCUGCUCCCCCAGGCCCCCCUGGAGAACGGCGGCGGCAGCGCCUCCUCCACCCUCGAGAAGUUCUCGGCUGAACUCCACCAGCUCCAGGAGGAGAUGGGCCGAGGGGAGGAGCAGUUGACGCUUGGCCCCCCGCCCGAGCCCCUCUCCUGCCAGGACGAGGAGGAGGACGACGAUGAGGAGGCCUUCCGGAGCUUCUCCUCCCACCCGGACGGGGCAGGGCAGUCUCGGCCAGCCGACCCUCUGGCCCAACUCAUCAGCAGCCCCCCGCGGACCCCCAGCCAGCCCCUCAGCCAGCCUUUCACAGGGCCCCUGGUGGCCGUCCUCUUUGCCAAGCUGGAGAACAUGCUGCAGAACUCCCUCUACGUCAACUUCCUGCUGACGGGGCUCAUCUCCCAGCUGGCCUGUUACCCGCAGCCCCUCCUGCGCUCCUUCCUGCUCAACACCAACAUGGUCUUCCAGCCCAGCGUCAAGUCCCUCCUCCAGGUCCUGGGCUCUGUGAAGAACAAGAUCGAGCGCUUUGCGGCCAGCCAGGAGGACUUCGCCUCCCUGCUCUUCAAAGCCAAGAAGUACCUGAUCGCUCGUGGCAAGCUGGACUGGUCAGAUGCCCAGAACGUGGCCCCGUCCUUGCGGCGGUCGGAAACCCUGGUGAAGAGCCGGAAGCCGUCGAUCGGGGAGCUGCUCAUGCGCCACACCCAGAGCCCCACGCGGGCCCGGCAGGCGGCUCAGCUGGCCUUUCAGCACAUGAGGGAGGGGCAGGUGAUGCACGUCCUGGCGGGGGCCUCCCUCUUCCGCACCUCGGCCGAGAAGCAGAGCGAGGCGCUGCGGGUGAAGAACGCCGUCUACUGCGCCGUCAUCUUCAGCGAGUUCCUCAAGGAGCUGGCCGCCAUUUCCCAGGGCCACGCCGUCACCUCCCCCUUCCUGCUGGAGCCCCCCGAGGAGUGACCGGGCUGGGCCUGCGGACUUUCUCCCGUGUCGUCCCCCCCCCGGUAACUGCCAGGGAGGCACUUUUAACUGGAAUCCUCCCCCCCCUCCCUCCCCCCCUCCUCGGCUUGGCACUGCCCAGCCUGCACUAAUGGGGGGGCCGGGGGGCACCUCUGUCGGGGGGGGGCACUGUGCCAGCCCCUCUUUUUAAAACUCCACCCCAGGACACACAAGGACCUUUUUAAUUUAUUGGGAAUGAAUGUUUUCUCUGGAGAACUUGUUGCAAUGUGUAUAAAAGAGCCUCUCUCUGU
Molecule: messenger RNA, 3318 nt
Organism: Heteronotia binoei (common prickly gecko)
Lineage: Eukaryota; Metazoa; Chordata; Lepidosauria; Squamata; Gekkonidae
Gene: FHIP1B
Product: FHF complex subunit HOOK interacting protein 1B
Exons: 11
Coding region: 17-3028 (1003 amino acids)
Biological process (GO): endosome to lysosome transport; lysosome organization; endosome organization
Cellular component (GO): FHF complex
Source: RefSeq, a predicted model, not a curated record